AUGUCGUCUGUCAAUGGAUCUAUAAUAAUCAGCCGUAUAGCUAAUUUAUCUAUCUAUCUAUCUAUCUAUCUAUCUAUCUAUCUAUCUAUCUAUCUAUCUAUCUAUCUAUUUCAGUCUGUUCAUAUCUAUCUAUCUAUCUACCUAUCUAUAUCUGUUUAUAUGUCUAUCUCUCUUUUUUCUCGAUAUCUAUCUAUCUAUCUAUCUAUCUAUCUAUCUAUCUAUGUCUAUCUAUCUAUAUUUGUUCAUAUCUCUAUCUAUCUCUUAUUUCUCCAUAUCUAUCUAUCUAUCUAUCUAUCUAUCUAUCUAUCUCUCUCUCUCUCUCUAUAUAUAUAUAUAUAUAUAUAUAUAUAUAAUCUCUUCAUAUCUAUCUAUCUAUCUAUCUCAAUCUGUACAUCUCUCUCUCUCUCUCUCUCUCUCUCUAUCUAUCUAUCUAUCUAUCUAUCUAUCUCCUCGCUAUCAGCAUGUCUAUUGUAUCAAAUAACUCCUGUAUAUUUGAAUUUCUUUCUUUCUUUCGCUGUUGCUAAACCCAAGCUUACCAUUCUCCCUGUUACUACCAGGAAAAUGACCGCUCUAUCAUAUGCCGAUCUCUCUCUCUCUCUCUCUCUCUCUCUCUCUCUCUCUCUCUCUCUCUAG
Molecule: messenger RNA, 633 nt
Organism: Acanthosepion pharaonis
Lineage: Eukaryota; Metazoa; Mollusca; Cephalopoda; Sepiida; Sepiidae
Source: the annotation of a GenBank genome assembly